GAGGAUAAUAAUUGAAAUCAACAUAGGUUCCAAUAUCCCCUCACUUGAAUUCCUCUUAGUCUCAUUUGUUUCCCUGGAUUUACACUUAUAAUUACAAGUUGCAACAUGAAGUAAAAAAUCUAUAAAUCACAUCAAAGGCUAGUGAGAAAAUCAUAGAACCAAAAAAUGGCAAUAAUUAAAGCUUCUUACACCAUCACUCCAAAUGAAUCAACCCCAAAUGGUAGUUUAUGGCUCUCUGAUUUAGAUCAAAUUUUUCGUCCAUUCCACACAACACUUAUUUACAUUUACAAACCCAAAAAAGAAAACCAAAAAAACUUAACACAAACAUUGAAAAACUCUCUUAGCAAAAUUCUAGUUCCUUAUUAUCCUAUAGCUGGUCGUUAUUCUUACACAAAACUUGGUCGAUUAGAAUUGAAUCUCAAUGCAAAAGGAGCCAUUUUACUUGAAGCUGAAACCACACAAACAAUUCAUGAUUUUGGUGAUUUUUCAUCUUUUGACUCCAUCAAAGAGCUUAUUCCAAAAAUCGAUUUUAACCAACCCAUUGAAGAGAUUCCCUUGUUUGUUGUUCAACUCACAAGAUUCCAAAACAAAGAUGAAAACUUUGUUGCAAUUGGAAUUGCUUACUCACAUUCUUUAUCUGAUGGUCUUGGUUGUUGGAACUUCAUCAAUUCAUGGGCCAAAAUAGCAAGGGGAGAAACACUAGAGGCUAAUGAGUUACCUUUUUUAGAUAGAACAAUUCUCAAAUUUUCACACACCCCUUUGAAACCAUGUUUUGAACACAGAGAGUUGAAGCCACUACCAUUCAUUCUUGGAAGAUCUGAUGACAAUAUUGAAAGAAAGAAGAAAACAAGAGUUGAAUUGUUGAAACUCACAAGAGAUGAAGUUGAAAAGUUGAAGAAAAAGGCUAAUGAAUGUGAAAUUUCAAAAGGGUCGAUAUCGAUAUCGAAAUCGAGACCUUAUAGUAGAUUUGAAGCAAUUAGUGCACAUAUAUGGAGAAGUGCUUCAAAGGCUCGCGAGCUUAAUGCGAAUCAAUUGAGUGUUGUUCGGUUCAACGUUCAAAUCCGAAACAGAAUAGUUCCAAAUCUUCCUAAGAAUUAUUAUGGGAAUGCUUUGAUUCAAACAGAAGCAAGAGGGUAUAUUGGAGAAAUCACAUCAAAGCCAUUGAGUUAUGCUGCAAAGAAGAUAAGGGAAGGAAAUGAGUUGAUAAAAAAUGAGUAUAUAAGGUCACAAAUUGAUGUUAUUAGAGGUUUUGAAAAUUUGGAUGAUGCAAGACGUUUGUUUAUAGGUGGAGAUGGUAAAACUCCUACAUUUGUUGGGUAUCCUAAUUUGCAUAUAACAAGUUGGAUGGGUUUUGCUACAAAUGAAGCAGAUUUUGGGUGGGGAAAGCCUAUUUACUUUAGUAUGGGGCAUGUGACUUCAUAUGAUAGGGCAAUAAUUAUUAAGAGUCCUGAUGAUGAUGCUUCUGUUACUGUGUGCAUGCAUUUUCAGGUUGAAUUGAUGCAACUUUUCAAGAAGUUCUUCUAUGAGGACUUGUAUGAAUUGAUCACAUCAGCAAAAUUGUGAUAAUCAGGAUUUGUGUGAAAGCUUGGAAUUUGAUUAUAAUGUAGUUUACUUUGUUCCAAUAAUGUGCAAUAGUGUAGAAAAUAAAAAGAUUCAUGUUGUUUCGUUUUUCUUUCACUAUAUAUUUUGCUAGGAACUUGGAUUUUAUUAUAGUGGUGGAAGGAAACUUAAUUAUCCUGUUAGUUUUGUUGAUUAAUUCUGUUUUCUGAUUUGGUGGGGGUAUUAUUGUUCAAUUGUUUGAUGUAUU
This is a messenger RNA of Cicer arietinum (chickpea), 1807 nucleotides long. Its product is annotated as hydroxycinnamoyl-CoA:piscidic acid hydroxycinnamoyltransferase-like. Gene Ontology annotation, molecular function: acyltransferase activity, transferring groups other than amino-acyl groups. NCBI's taxonomy places the organism in Eukaryota, Viridiplantae, Streptophyta, Magnoliopsida, Fabales, Fabaceae. The record is from RefSeq and is a predicted model, not a curated record.